UGGUUGGGGAGUGGGGCACCCGGGAGGGGGCGGUUCCCUUUCUACUGCGGAGCCGGAUGUUUGCCGAGCUUUGACAGGCGUGGCAGAGGGAGCAGUACCCGACCACGGUUUCUCUUCAGGUCCUGUGGAGUGAAGCUGUGGGGGACAGGCCUGGUCAUGGACCCGCUUUCAGAGUUGCAGGAUGACCUGACCUUGGAUGACACUAGCCAGGCUCUGAACCAGCUGAAGCUCGCCUCCAUUGAUGAGAAGAACUGGCCCUCGGACGAAAUGCCCGACUUUCCUAAGUCAGAUGACUCCAAAAGCAGCUCUCCGGAACCUGUCACUCACCUGAAGUGGGAUGACCCUUACUACGACAUCGCCCGGCACCAGAUUGUGGAGGUGGCAGGAGACGACAAGUAUGGGCGGAAGAUCAUUGUGUUCAGUGCCUGCCGGAUGCCUCCGAGCCACCAGCUGGACCACAGCAAACUCUUGGGGUACCUGAAGCACACGCUGGACCAGUACGUGGAGAGCGACUAUACGCUGCUCUACCUGCACCACGGCCUGACCAGCGACAACAAGCCCUCGCUCAGCUGGCUCCGGGACGCCUACCGCGAGUUUGACCGCAAGUACAAGAAGAACAUUAAAGCCCUGUACAUCGUGCACCCCACCAUGUUCAUCAAGACCCUGCUCAUCCUCUUUAAGCCCAUCAUUAGCUUCAAGUUCGGGCAGAAGAUCUUCUAUGUCAAUUACCUGAGGGAGCUGAGCGAGCACGUGAAGCUGGAGCAACUGGGAAUCCCUCGCCAAGUGCUCAAGUAUGACGACUUCCUCAAAUCCACACAGAAGAGCCCUGCCACCGCCCCCAAGCCCAUGCCGCCACGGCCCCCUCUGCCCAACCAGCAGUUCGGGGUCUCGCUGCAGCACCUCCAGGAGAAGAACCCAGAGCAGGAGCCCAUUCCGCUUGUGCUCCGGGAGACCGUUGCCCACCUGCAGGCCCACGCUCUCACCACUGAGGGGAUUUUCCGGAGGUCGGCCAACACCCAAGUGGUACGGGAAGUACAGCAUAAGUACAACAUGGGGCUGCCAGUGGACUUCGACCAGUACAAUGAUCUGCACCUGCCCGCGGUCAUCCUCAAGACCUUCCUCCGGGAGCUUCCUGAGCCCCUGCUCACCUUUGACCUGUACCCCCAUGUCGUGGGCUUCCUCAACAUUGAUGAGAGCCAGAGAGUGGAGGCGACGCUGCAGGCACUCCGGGCACUGCCUGAGGAGAACUACCAGGUGCUUCGUUUCCUCAUUGCCUUCCUGGUGCAGAUUUCUGCCCACUGUGACCAGAACAAGAUGACCAACACUAACCUGGCUGUUGUCUUCGGCCCUAACCUGCUGUGGGCCAAGGAUGCUGCCAUCACCCUCAAAGCCAUUAAUCCCAUCAACACGUUCACCAAGUUCCUUCUGGAUCACCACGGGGAGUUGUUCCCCAGCCCUGACUCCAGGGGCCUCUGAGCUCUGCCCUGCUGCCCCUUCUCGGAGAGCCCCAACGGGGACUCUUCCUCCUGGCUUCAGCCUUAUGGGGGCGUGGGGCUCCUGCCCAGGAAGGGGCCGUGAGGCCCUGGGAGCUGGAAGCUGGGGCCAGCCAACUGGGCAGCCUUUCCUCCCACUCUGUCCAGCCCGCCUCACCAGCCCCAGAGGCCGCGCUGUAACUACGGGACAUUAUUCUUUGCCUUAUACUUCUCACUGCCUCCUUGGAUCCCUGGCUCCUAGCCAGGCUCUGCAGCGCUGGCCUUGGCUCUUCCAGUGGGAAGAAGACUGGCCCCAGCAACUGCUUCCCCACUUUCUCCUGCCUCUCUUCUCCUGGCUACCGAGGAGGCCUAACACACUGCCAGCUGGGCUGGUAGCUGGGCCUGGUCCUCCCUUUCUAGCCGCUGGGGAAUAAGCAGCUGAGCUGGGCUGGCUUGGGCCCGCCCUACCGAGGCACCUCCCUGCCUGGGUGAAGGCCUGUGUGCGACCACCUGCUCCUGUCCUCCCCUCUAGAGGUUCAGCCUUGGGUGUUGACACGGCUAAGGACUGGCAAGGCCGGAGUCUGCUUCCUGCUUCUGCCUGCUUCUCUUGCACACAUCCUGGGUCAGCCCUUCUCAAGUGAUACUGCCCCCAGGAUGUCCCAGCCCCCUGGUUCUGCCAGGACUGGCAGCUUGGAUGAUAGGGUUGAGCCCAGCAUCCAUUUGAAACAGUCACUCCAUUCCUGCCCAAAAGCCUCCGGUGUCUGGUUGGGCCAGUGACAGUCUCAGCCCCCCAUGCCUUGCCUCCCCUCUCUUCCCGCUUGCACAGAUCCUCAGCCUAACUGUGGACAGAUCUGUGGUGGGGUCACAGGUCACACUGGUCCCUGCUCUGGCUGGAAGC
Lontra canadensis (Northern American river otter) is the source of this 2370-nucleotide messenger RNA. It is a transcript of the gene ARHGAP1, whose product is annotated as Rho GTPase activating protein 1. The record is from RefSeq and is a predicted model, not a curated record. Bases 157 to 1476 code for a protein of 439 amino acids. Gene Ontology annotation, biological process: small GTPase-mediated signal transduction; negative regulation of endocytic recycling. Gene Ontology annotation, cellular component: cytoplasm. Lineage: Eukaryota; Metazoa; Chordata; Mammalia; Carnivora; Mustelidae. The transcript is spliced from 13 exons. Gene Ontology annotation, molecular function: GTPase activator activity.